Trachymyrmex septentrionalis is the source of this 875-nucleotide messenger RNA. RefSeq lists its product as uncharacterized. Lineage: Eukaryota; Metazoa; Arthropoda; Insecta; Hymenoptera; Formicidae. The record is from RefSeq and is a predicted model, not a curated record. The coding region runs from base 1 to 786 and encodes 261 amino acids. Gene Ontology annotation, molecular function: ATP-dependent polydeoxyribonucleotide 5'-hydroxyl-kinase activity; double-stranded DNA binding; polynucleotide 3'-phosphatase activity. The transcript is spliced from 5 exons. Gene Ontology annotation, biological process: DNA repair.
AUGUAUACCUCAGAAGGAAUAAAUUUUAAAACACGAGUUAUUAAUGGAGGUAUCACGAUUAACAAGAUUAAAUUAUUUUUCGUCGGUGAUGCCGAUGGUCGGCCGAAGAACUGGACCCCAGGGAAAAAUGAAAAAGAUCACUCGAGUAUGGAUCGAUUAAUGACGUUGAAUGUUGAUGUCAAAUUCGAGACGCCUGAAGAACACUUUUUAAAACGUAAAGCACCACCUUAUGAGUUACCUAAGUUUAAUCCAAAAAAUUUAUCGCAAACCGACAUAUGCAAACCUGCGGACGCGGAAUUAACACUCAAACAGCAAGAGAUGAUACUUAUGGUCGGCAGCCCGGGCUCCGGAAAAUCACAUUUUACAAAGAAUCAUUUAAAGGAAUACGGAUAUGUCAACAGAGAUACUUUAGGCAGCUGGCAGAAGUGUAUUGCUGCAGUCCAACAAUAUUUGAAUGAAAGAAAAAGUGUAGUUAUAGACAAUACUAAUCCUGACAAAGUUUCGAGAGAGAGAUAUAUGGAGGUAGCCAAGAAGUGCAACGUUCCGGUCAGAUGUUUUGUCAUGACGACAAGUCUAGAACACGCUAAACAUAAUAAUAAGUUUCGCGAUUUGACUGAUCCAAGCCACGUUCCAAUCAACGACAUUAUUAUACACUCUUAUAUGAAAAAUUAUGAACCGCCAACUUUGGGAGAAGGUUUUAAGGAAAUAGUGGAAAUCAACUUUGUUCCGAAUUUCUGUAAUGAGCAGGAUCGAAGGCUCUAUGAGAUGUAUUUACUCGAAAAUUAAAUCCUCUAGAUUAGUUAAAAGUACUUAAACAAAUAAAUCUUGCAUGAUAUAAAUUGAAAUCCGCCGCCGAAUCUAUUUUUAAUUAAUAU